ACAUCGAGAACUGCCUAACGAGAGUGCUGGAUACACAAACACUGUGGUGUGUAUGUACACUAACGGACGGAGUAUACAGGUGGUCACAGAAAUGUCCUUACUGUCCCAACAACCUCAGGGUUGAGUGUUUGAUGGCCGUCCCUUCCCCCCGGGUCGCCUCCCAAUCGUACUACCCAACAUGGCAGUACCCAGGGGACUGUUAAUGCUGUGUCUGUUAGCCAUAUCAUAUGACAUAUGUCAAGGAUUUGAACAAGUCUGUCAUCAAUGUGAUUGUUUCGUGAGUGAGGGAUACAAGGAGCGGGGUGUUCGGAACAUUAAACCUCCAUGCAAUGAAGGCUCUAUUCGAUGGAGAAAUCCGAACGGAGGACUACGCGUACAGCUACAGUCUGGAUAUACUUCGAACUUCCGGGCAUGCUUUGCCGUGGAAGCCACAAAUAUUGCGGUGAAGAUAUCCCAGGAAUUUGUGAUCGCUUCCGGUAAACAAAUAUCCGGUCAAAGGUCGUCAUAUUUGCAUGCCGUUGCUAUAACAGCCAACAGGACUAAAGAAAUCUGCAUCCCCUCAUCCUCGUCAUACCCAUCGGUACUACUAUAUUUAGAGACGGAACGGCUGCCACACCAAUCGGGUGUGCAGAAAGUGACAUUCCAUUACGUCAUAGAAGCCAUUCGGUCAAAUACACUGCUCUUCAAUCCAAUGGAAGAAGAAUGUCGUCCGUGUGACCGGCGCGAACUCGUCCAGGCCUACUGUGCCAGCGACUUCGUUGUGACUGGAAAGAUGACCUCCGUCACGCACUUGGAUGACAUAGAAAGGUCUAAGAUGGACGUUGAAGUUAGCCGCGUUAUACGUCAGAAAGGUCAGCUAUUUACCUACUUCCGGGACGACCAAUCUCUCCGAGGGUCCUUGGUAGCUCCCCGCCAUUGUGGAAUCCAAUAUGGCAAGGGGGACUUCCUUUUUACAGGACAUCUACGCCUUGGUCACUUGACAAUCUCUUGUUCGCCGUACUUGUCGGAAUGGAAAGAGGUUCUGAUGGCGGCGUUAGCGGACGGAACCAUGGAAUGUGAAGUGGAUUAAUUUUGCUGGACGCAUUAAAAAAAACGUAACAUUGUGUAAACAAAUUUUACAAGAUAAUCAGAUUGGCGCGCUUGUCGCUAUUUGGCUGUGACUGACUAAUAGAUUAUUUUAUGGGCUUUCUUGCAUGGGCGUGAUCCUCAGAAGUAACAGAAAGUUGCCUAUUUUAUUUACCACGCCCUUGCAGGAGAAGGUAUGACAAAAUGUUAAAAGAGGCGUGCCCCAUUGUGAAUGGGCUUGGCUACCUGAGGAGUAUUCAGGUGUGGUACCCUAUGGAGGGUUGACUAGUGUUGCACAUGAUAACUGUUAAGAAAGGUGCCGUGCUUGACUGUGAUUGGCAGGACGAUGGGCGUGGCCCUCCGCGAUCCUGCCUGUGGCGUAUCUGUGAUAUACGUGACCCAUUAUGGUGCAAUUCGUGAAUAACCGUCAGUCUUCUCGCGGGUGUCUUCUCGCCUCAGACGUUAUUUUACAAGGAUUUACAUUAACUCUGUUCAUCUGUUGACUCGUUAUCAUUUAUAGUAGGAUGGUGUUUAUUUCUCGAAGAUUCAUGUCACAGUAGAGUUGUAUUUUUAAGUGACGAGAACCCGAAAAGACUGCCGGUUGUUUACUCUCUGUGUGUGUGACGUUUUAUUGUUAAUGUUGGCCGUUGAAGAUAACCCGUUGUGGUGAUCCAUGGGACUCGUGAUGUCCCCCAUGGGGACCUCUUAUGGAUAAUUCAUGGUGGGGACUUUCGGGAAUUCUGGUCCCCGUGGCGAACCCCUAAUGCAUCUGUGGUGGAACCAAAGGGCGAUUACUAGUAACUCAGCUUUUAAAAGACAAUAAUCAUUUCAUCAACUGAUAUCCAUUUCAAAUUUCAUUCGCAUAUAUGUAUAUACAUGUAUAUCAAAGUUCUGAACUCAUUUGCAUUUUAAAGAAAUCAUAUCUUUAUCAUUAGCAUCGUGUGAAGUUAAAAUACAGUAGAUAUGUAGUAAAAGCAAGCAGACAUUCCAAACGGAAAUAUCAAGGUUUUAAGUCGAUGUCCUUGAAGUCAUCGUCAUAGCCGUUAUCUAUUCGGUAAUUCCAUCAAUCAGAUUAUAUUAGGCUAGUUAUCGAUAUCGGCCUGAAAGGCACAAGGCAGCAAUGAGAAUAUAGUAACACUUUACCAAGGGAGAUAAUUGUGUAUUGUUUAAUCAGAUUCCAUUUACUGCGGCAUUCAUCCUCAGGAGACUGGAUAACAUAGCCCGGAAUUCAUAUCAUUAUUUUGGGAACAUUCGGAGUUGAAAACUCAUCAUUUCUUCUCUUUUUCUUGUCAUUGAAAAGGACGACUACCACUAUUGCCUAACUUUUUACGUGGGCAAUAUUCUUGGCAUGUUUGUUUCUAUCGAAAUUUUUUGAAAACUGAAAUGUGUUCGACAAAUCGUGAUUGUUAUUUCUGUUUUUUUUUUUUAAUUUCUUAACACUGUUAUAUACGUUUACCCAGUUUCUCUUUUCAAAUGUAGCGAAACAUGGACUUGAAUUUUUAAAAAUUGUGUACGGAUUUGUUUUUUGUGAUACGUAAUGUAUCUGUUGAUGGUAAAUAAUGUAUCUGCAUAUUUGUUUGUGUGUUUGUCACGUGACAGUCCAUGUUUCUCAAUGUUGAAUUUAACUGCUCCAGAAACACUUACGUUUUGUUGUGUAUAUAAGAGACUUUAUAUCCAAAUUCAAUGUUGAACAAAAUAAACAAGUUAUGAAUCUUAA
Messenger RNA from Pecten maximus, 2782 nucleotides. RefSeq names its product meteorin-like protein. The coding region runs from base 179 to 1069 and encodes 296 amino acids. NCBI's taxonomy places the organism in Eukaryota, Metazoa, Mollusca, Bivalvia, Pectinida, Pectinidae. The transcript is spliced from 4 exons. The record is from RefSeq and is a predicted model, not a curated record. Gene Ontology annotation, molecular function: hormone activity.